This is a messenger RNA of Dromiciops gliroides (monito del monte), 4819 nucleotides long. It is a transcript of the gene STX16, whose product is annotated as syntaxin 16. Gene Ontology annotation, molecular function: SNAP receptor activity; SNARE binding. Gene Ontology annotation, biological process: vesicle-mediated transport; intracellular protein transport; vesicle fusion. Gene Ontology annotation, cellular component: endomembrane system; membrane; SNARE complex. The transcript is spliced from 11 exons. Bases 1024 to 1842 code for a protein of 272 amino acids. The record is from RefSeq and is a predicted model, not a curated record. Lineage: Eukaryota; Metazoa; Chordata; Mammalia; Microbiotheria; Microbiotheriidae.
GAAGUGGCAGGGCUGCUGCAGUCAGAUCCGGGGAUGGAUGGAGCCGGAGGCGGCGGCGGCGGCGGAGUAGAGGAAUGAUGAGGCUGAGGACUGCGCCGCUUCCCCCUCGGGAGGCCCUGUAGUCGGAGGGGGGCGAGGCGUCGGGCGUGGGGCUCUCCUGCUUCGGGCUCCUGGAGGGAGGAGGGCGAAGAAUCGGGACGUCGGGGCCGGGAGCCCGGCUGGGCUCUGACAGGCCCGCGGACGGGCUCCGAACGAUCUGGAGGGGCCAGACCCGGCCGGGGCUCCCUGAGGGGAACCCGGGACAAUCCCCGAGAGGGUCGGGGGCUCAGCCAGAGACCGGGGUGUGGGUGGGGGAAUUAGACCUUUAGAAAUCCAAGCCGGGAUUUAGGAAAGGAGUGGGCGGGGAACCUCCCCCUUCACAAGCCCCCACUCCCGCUCUGCCCCUGCCCCUUGAGGGGAAGGUGGGGAAGCUUGAGGGGAGGUGGCCCCGCAGGAUCCGAGGAGGUCCCGAGUUCUGAGGUUCAGGACGAGGCUCUGAGUGGGGGUCCCCGACAGGGAGGCGUGCAGGGUUAAGCAUGGCCACCCGGCGUUUAACCGACGCUUUCUUGUUGUUGCGGAACAAUUCCAUCCAAAACCGGCAGCUGUUAGCCGAGCAAGAGCUGGAUGAGACUUCUUGCCUUUUAACCAGCUGUCUCUCCUUACCUGGAAUGCUCUUCCUCCUUACCUCCACUUCCUGGCUUCCCAGGCUUCCUUCAAGAAUCACCUCAAAUCUCCCCUUCCAUAAGAGGUCUUUUCUGGCCCCUUCCCCAUUGCUAGUAUCUUCCCUCUGAGAUUAUCUCCCAUGGACAUUAUCUUGUAGGAAACUAGGAUCCUUUCUUAUCCAGAUGAAGCAAAAUUCACAUUCACCCAUGUGUCUAAGGAGAUCUACAACAUGUGUAACUAUAACAGAGGGAGAGAAAUCAUUCCAAAUUGUAGCAAUGUUCAUUCAAGAAAACAUUUCUUUGAGUGCUUGCUGAUGAUCGUAUGGCAUUGGUGUCAGGCAUCAGCCUAGAUCCAGAAGCAGCAAUUGGUGUAACAAAACGAUUACCUCCCAAAUGGGUUGAUGGAGUAGAUGAAAUACAAUACGAUGUUGGCAGAAUUAAACAGAAGAUGAAAGACUUAGCCAGUCUUCAUGACAAGCAUUUAAAUAGACCUACAUUGGAUGAUAGCAGUGAAGAGGAGCAUGCCAUUGAAAUAACCACACAAGAAAUCACACAGCUCUUUCAUAGAUGUCAGAGAGCAGUGCAGGCCUUGCAGAGCAGAGCACGAAACUGUACUGAACAGGAAGAGCGGGUCCUCCGAAAUGUAGUAUCCUCUUUAGCUCAGUCUCUUCAGGAAUUAUCCACUAAUUUUAGACAUGCACAGUCUGGCUAUCUGAAGCGCAUGAAGAAUCGAGAGGAAAGGUCCCAGCAUUUUUUCGACACAUCAGUUCCACUCAUGGAUGAUGGAGAGGAUAACACUCUUUAUGAUCGGGGUUUUACGGAUGACCAGUUAGUGUUAGUGGAACAAAAUACACUAAUGGUUGAAGAGCGGGAGCGAGAAAUUCGCCAGAUUGUACAGUCUAUUUCUGACCUAAAUGAAAUAUUCAGGGACUUAGGAGCAAUGAUUGUAGAACAAGGGACAGUCCUUGAUAGAAUUGACUAUAAUGUUGAACAAUCCUGUAUCAAAACAGAAGACGGUUUGAAACAGCUUCAAAAGGCAGAACAGUACCAAAAGAAGAAUCGGAAGAUGCUUGUUAUUUUAAUUUUAUUUGUAAUAGUUAUUGUCCUUAUUGUUGUACUAGUUGGUGUAAAGUCUCACUAGGUAACUGUGUGUGUGUAUGUGUAUGUGUAUGUGUAUGUAUGAAUUUUCCCAGUGUGAAUGAGUGGACCUUUAUUUCUGAAAGCUGCCUUUGAAUGUAUAACCCUCAGUGGUACAAGUCUGUGCAAUGUUUCCAUAGAUUCUUUUUCAUGAAUCAUGUUUCAGUGAUAGGAAUGGUUUGGGUUUUUUCCAACAGAGAGUUUCAAGUUAAAUGAUGAUGCUACCAAAUAGAAAUUGAGUUCUGUAUCCAAACAUUCACAGUAUUUUUUUUAAUAGAAAAUAUGAGGAAUCGAAAGUUUACAAGCACAUGCAAAAGCUGUUAAAAUGUAUGUAUAUGCUAUUUUUAGCAGUCAUGUCUGAGUUGCAUGUUGAAAUACAUUUUGCAAUUGAGGUUUGGAGGGGGGUGAUUUUUUUUUUAAUCAUGUGUUUUUAAAGUGAUUUGGUACCAAAAAAUAUGGUUGGAGGUCAAAUGCCUUAAACAGUGGUUUAUAAGUAUUUAACAUCCUCAUUUUCCUCCACAGAUUUUCCAUAUUAAAAUAAAUUGAAACGGUCUUUAAAAAUGUAAAAUUCAUUCUCCUUUAAUGUAAUUUAGUUUCCCAUCAUGGCUAAUAAUAAGAUUAAUAAAGUUUGGAUACUAAGAAAUAAUCAUUGAUAAAAAUACAUUUAGUUGCUCAGUUAAAACAGCUUUAUGUAUUUAAAUGAAUUAGUCUUUGUCCUUCAUUUUAGAAUUUCUGCACUAUAUUUUUUACUGUAAACCAGAUGGUAUUACUAUUUAUAGCUACCCAAGCUAAAAAUUUGAUGCUAUGAAUUAAAUAAUAGUUAAAAGGAAGUUCCUCAGUUAUUAUUAUUCAUUCCAUUUUUUUAUACCAGCUAUAGGAUGGCUUUCAAAUCAGGCUCUCUUUAAUCAAGUAGCAGUUUGGCCCUAUUGAGUUACCAAAGUACAGUUCAACCGCAGAUCAUUAACAGAACAUAUGCUCUCAGUGGUUUAACUUAUUACCUGAGAUGUAGGUCCAUUUUAUAGUACUAAAAAAAUCUUGACUAAAACCUUUUCUUAUCUAUGUGGGGCAGAUUUCUAAAGGAGGACUUCAUAGUUGUACUUAUUUUUGUUGAUAUGGUGCUGUCAAAUACUACUGGAAUUAUAGAACAAUGUGAUGAUGAUGACUUUGGAGAAUUAAAUUCUUCAUAUUCUAAUUGGUCCUGAAAUGACUGUACAAUAUUUAUAUGACCCUUAUUUAUUCUGUACUUAUUUUCUUAAAGGUUUAAUAAUAGUAUAAUUCCAAUAGAGUUGCUUUCUAUUUUGAUUAGCAACAUGAAAUGUUCUCCGUACAAUUGAUUUUGAAGCUGUUUCCAGAAAUUUAAUCUCUGGUUCAGUGUAGUAAUAUCCUAUGUGUGACUAAAUUGUAAAAAUCAAGACAUGUAACAUUAUAACCUUUUGCCUUAGCCACUCCCAUUUCACUCCUGAAUUGUUUAUGGUUAUAGGCAGCCACUCACUAAAUUUUCUUUUGACCAAAGUGACAAUAGAACACAUACUAUACCUGACAUUCCAGGAAAUAGCACCUUUUGAAAUGUGGCCAUGAUUCUUCCAUAAUAGAUAGCUCUUUUGUUGUGGAAGAACUUUAGGUAAGAAAGAUCCCAUUACCCCCAAAUUUGGGGCUUCUUCCAAUUUCUCAAAUAACUAUUCACUCUUUAUACCAGAUUAUUAUGUGUGGUAUUUAAGGUGAACCUAGUUGGAAAUUCUGCUUUUGGACAGGAAGCCAGUUUGAUGGAUAAUUCUCCUAAAAGAUAUAGACCAUGAGAACAGUUCUGGGAAUAGUUGUGGAACUUGUUUCUGUGUAUUCAUCCGUUUCCAUAAAGUGAAAUCACAGUAAUUUUUAAAGAAAAUAGCUCAUUUAAGAAAUAAAAACUAUUUAUUUUCAAUGAGUAGGAUUUUUUUUCUCCAUCAUGGGUUCACGAAAUAAUUAGGAUUUCUCUUUUUAAAAUAUACCUGUUGUGGGAGGGAGGGACAGUCAUUUCCUUUAGACUUUAUGAAAACUAGGAUAAAAACUAGUGUCAACUGUUUCGACUGUCAGGCUUCAGAAAGAUGUAAAUAGUCACAUGGCAGGAAAUAAAUUAGAAUUUGGCCCCAAGAGCUACUGUGUUUCAUUGUAGGCAAAGGAAUUUUUUUCCAGUAUAUCCUGGGCAUCAGAAUACUUUAUAUACUACUAAGUGUGUACUUGAGGAAAGAUUAGUUACAAUUUGGGCAGUAAAAUAAAACUAUCUUGUACUAGUGAAUCAAAAUUAUAUUUUUUUUCCUGUGAUGAGAUCAUCUUCAUUGCCUUUUGACAGCCAUUUUCUGUAUUAAAAUGAGCCAAUCUAGUUUCUAGCUUCCAUGUUGAAGUUGGGCACAAUUGACUGCCACCAAGAAUAAGACAUUUUUUUGCCUAGAAUUGGCCAAUUACUUUUGGUUAGGAUUGAUGACAUAGGUUAUGCUUAUUCAUUGUCCUGUGCCCAGUGAAAGCCUAAUUCAUUGCUUAGGGAAAUUCAUUGGUUUUGUUGACUGUCACUUUGAAAGUUAAAGGAAAAUGGGGGGAGGGGAAACCCAAAUGAUGUUUUGUUUGACUCUUAAUCUAGUGUUGUUACUGAUACUUUCCAUGAUUGUAAAUGAAACUACUGUCCCCUUUUGUGGUGUUGCUGGUUACACCAUGCAUUGUAAAACAGUAUGUUGCUCUAAUUUAACAUAUUUACAUCUUUCUCUACUAAUUGAGAGUCUUUAUUUAUUUGUCUUGACACAAGUGCUUUUGAUGUUUUUAUCCUAGCUAAUGAUUUCUUAAAGGUAAUAAAACCCUUACAACUUGAUUGGUCAGAGAUGACUUUUUUCUUUUGUGCUAAAAUAAAAUAAUUAAGCACUUAAUAUUUCCAAGAUUAAAUUUUUGUCUAUUUUUAUGAAUUUAUCAUUCCUGAGAGAGAUUUUAUACAAUAAAGCAAUCAUAGAGAUUAUGGA